This is a messenger RNA of Sorghum bicolor (sorghum), 1450 nucleotides long. RefSeq lists its product as uncharacterized. The record is from RefSeq and is a predicted model, not a curated record. The transcript has a single exon. The coding region runs from base 218 to 1207 and encodes 329 amino acids. NCBI's taxonomy places the organism in Eukaryota, Viridiplantae, Streptophyta, Magnoliopsida, Poales, Poaceae.
UGAAAUCCGAACCGAUGCCUGCGGCGCAGCGACCGAGCGGCGAGCCAUCUUCAUUCGAAUUUCAAAUUCCCCUCCCCUUGUUUCUUCUUCUUCCACCCCGCACCUACCUACCCUGGCCAAAGAGGAUCCUUCCAUUCCAUAAUAACCAUCCCUUUCCUUUCGCCAGAUUGGGAUUGGGAUUGGGAUUGGGUACAGCACCACCACCAGCAGUAGCGUGAUGGGCUGCGUCUCCUCCUCCUUGCUCGAGGGGGACGGCGCCGAGGACGACCGCCGCCGCAUCAUCUCCCACCACCACAUCGUCUCCCUCACCUCCUCCACCUACGGCAUCCUCACCAGUCCGCGAGCCUACUCCUCCUCCUCCUCGUCGUCGUCUUUUACCGCCAAGCCCGUUGCCCUUGGCCCAGAGCCGUUCGCUCCGCCGCCGACCACUCGUUGCGCGCCGCCUCCUCCCCCUCCUCCUCCGCUGCCGCCUCCAGCAAGACAACAAGCACCCCCACCACCGAAACCCGAAUCCCAGCCCCAGGCGGAGGUCAUCAACUCCUGGGAGCUCAUGGCCGGCCUCGUCGACCCCUCCACGCCGGCCAAGCCCACCACGCCCUCCUCCGGCAGGGACCACCAGCGCCGUCGCCGGAUCCCUCUCCGCGCCAUCGACGGCAACUCCUCCGCUUUCAAGGCAAGCCCCUGUUCGUCCUCCCCGUCCGCGGUUGUGCUCUACACCACCUCCCUCCGCGGGGUCCGCGCCACGUUCGAGGCCUGCAACGCCGUCCGCGCGGUGCUGCAGGCGCACGGCGUCGCCUUCCGGGAGCGCGACGUCUCCAUGGACCGCGGCUUCAGGGACGAGCUCAGGAGCAAGGUGUGCGGCGCCAGAGCACCGGCUUUGGCGGCCAUGCUCCCGAGGCUCUUCGUGCGGGGCCGUCACGUGGGCGGCGCGGAGGACGUGCUGCGCCUCGACGAGGAGGGCCUCCUGGCGCCGCUGCUGGAGGGCCUGCCCAGGGCGCGCGGAGGCGGGGCCUACUGCUGCGACGGAUGCGGUGGCAUGAGGUUCCUGCCCUGCUUCGACUGCUCGGGGAGCCGCAAGCUGGCUGUCACGCUUCCCGUGCCCGCCGCCUCCACGGCAUCCUGCAGCUACAGGCGGCGGAAGGUGGUGGUGGUGCGAUGCGGGGAGUGCAACGAGAACGGCCUCGUGCUCUGCCCAAUCUGUUCCUGACCAUCAUUGCCCAUUGGGGUUGCAGCCGUGCAGAGCAACAAACCCCGGCCCUUUGAUCUUUGCUGAUGCUGGUUGGUGGACUGAUGAUUCAGCAAUCAGCAAGCAGAGGCAGUCUCACUCUUAAUUCCUUUCUUUCAUCGACGAUUCAAGAUUGAUCCUGUGCCAGUCUGCCCUGCCUGGAUUCAAGCAAAUUUGCAAUGCAACUCUUUUGUUUGCCUGCUACUAUUCUGAUGAUGAUCAUCA